AUGGAUGGAUCUUCGCUUACCGAACCUUCGCCGGGUCCCUCGCCAGCCUCUCCCGCGGCAAAGGCGUCUCCUUCGUCGUUUUCUCCAGAUUUCCGUUCAAGAAAUGCCUCCACCGACAAGAGCAAAGGCGAGUUUUUCGAGCUUCAGCGGCCAACGACACCGGCGAAAAAGCCUCGCAAUUUGAAGAACCUGGCCGUGAACACGUCAUCCACUCUCGGCCUUGGACGUGCUGCGAACACGGCUGCACUUCCUGUGCAAAACCCGCCUGCGUCAUCUUCUGCUCCGCCGUCGCCUUCUUUCGUCAAGCCUCCGACUCCGCCAAGGCGAAAACCCAGCAAUCUGGCUUUGACCCUGCAAACAAACACAAAGGGCCCGCUCCCCACGCUUUCGAUCCCGCCUACGCCUUCCAUAAAGAGGCCCAACACAUUACGGCACUUUCAGUCCUCCCCAUCGCUUCCGUUAUGUUCGCCUGCGAUUCCUCCUUCUGGUGGCAUGGAGUUGCCCCCGCCACCGCGGGCGAAAGCGCCGCCCCAGGGAUUUGCUGAGAUUCCAAUGGAGGACGAGGAGGAAGAGCAAGAACCGAACUUUGAUGUCCCUCAAUCACGCGAAGAGAAGCCGGAGGCGUAUCCCAACGGUCCAAUUUGCAUCUACGAAUCAGGUGUCGACCUUUAUUACGAGCCGACCGCCGAAAUCGCUGCCCGUUACGAUGUUGUGCUCAAUGUGGCGAGCGAAGUUGUCAAUCCGUUCAAGAAAGCCGCCCAGGAUGCGAAAAGGGAUGCGAAGGCUGUUUCAAAAGAAAACCCGACGUCGCCAAGAAGCUCCGAGCUGACGCAACCCUCCGACCGCACUUCAGCCGAUGGACCGGUAGGACAAGCAACCACUGAGAACUCAGCAGAGGCGCAGGGAAGUUCCCCGACAACCCCCAAAGCCACGCCCUCUUUCGGAGAUAAGGUGGAGAAGCGAUCCACAGCACGCACGUCAUUCUCGAAACCGGAGUACAUCCACAUCCCCUGGGAGCACAACACCGACAUUGUACCCGACCUGUACACGCUAGUCAGAAUUAUCGACGACCGCGUACAGCAGGGCAAGCGUGUCCUGGUUCAUUGUCAAUGCGGUGUCAGUCGCUCAGCUAGCUUGAUCGUGGCUUACGGCUUGUACAAGAAUCCUGGCAUCAGUGUUCAAGAAGCGUACGAUGCCGUUAAAAAGCGAAGCAAGUGGAUUGGGCCCAACAUGAACUUGAUCAUGCAGCUCCAGGAAUUCAGGAAUGGCCUGCUCCGUGCCAAUGGACACAGCCAGGGCUACAAGGCCGGUGUCCCCCGCAGGCUCUCGCCGAACCCCAUGGGCCCUAGGGGCAAAGACCAAUCUGGAUUUGACGCGGAUUCGUCUGGUUCACGGACUCCAGCCACAGCGCCUUUGCCACCUGACUACGGCCCCGACCCUGUGCCGCAACGAGCAAGCACGGGCAACAUGAUACCCAUUUCGCCAGGCCCCACUUCCGCUCCGUCGGGUCUGAAUUGGGGUACGCCCGGCUUCCGUCGCACUUGGGAUGCAGCACAUGUUCCCCUUGGUUCUCCCAUCGAGCAACCAUUUGUUGAUCCCAAGGGCCAUGUCAUUCCGGUCGUCACCAUCCAGCACCCGGCUCGCUCAACCCCCGAGCCCGACAGGGAAGAGAGGUUCAUCAAGGAGAAGGGCAGAUCCGACAGCGAUGCUACUUUGCGCCAGGUUCCAAAUUUCUCACGCCAGUUCCCGAUCAGACAGCAAAAGGAUGGCGAUCAUGAUGACAACACGAACGCCGUUCAAACCACUAAUGUAAUGGAAGGCACCGCCGCAGUUGGACAUCAACAGGAAGCUUUGGAUAGGUUGACUUCCGCCGCCCCGACAAACAAGAUCGCACAGGCAUCACACGCAGCGGCUCCGCCAAUGAGCCCGCGCAAGUCAAGUUUACAGGAGCGGCGCCAGAACAAGAUCAAGUCGCUUGCAGAGCCUUUUGCAUCCAAGAAUCCCGGGCCUCGAGCCGACUCCUCCCUUCUGAAACCCCUUCAAAUGGAUGACUCAUUACCCUUGGCUUCACCACUCAAAGCUAAUUUCUCCUUCGACAACCCUCCAAGGCAGGUGCGGCCAAAUGACUCUGUCAUUUCGAUGUAUGAUCGCCAUAACGAAAGCCGAUCCUUCCCGCAGGGUGAUAAGACGAGCGCAUCAAAUGAGCCUUCUGGGUCCCCCAUCUCUGAAGAAUUCCACAUGGCUCCGAUUGUGACAAAGGAUGAAAGUGACGAGGACUUUGGUCUCCUCUCGCCAACAAGGUUCGAAUUUCCAAAGAAUCCGUUCGAUGGACUUGAGCCUGAAACUCAAAAUCAGGCAACCAGCAGCAAACCAGGAGUCUCACCAGGACUUCCGCCUCGCAUGCACGCAAUUCUUCCACCGGUUACGGAAGUCGAUUCUCCCGAGCAAUCACCCUUCCAAGGAUUCGGCUUCUUAGGUUCCCAGCCUUCGCCGCGGCCAGCGACACCGCCACAGGUCUCGAAAUUUGCUCAACCUCCGUCCGAAGAACCAAGCCCAAUGGCAGGCGUUCGCCGCGCGCGUACAGACGGCCCCGAGCCGAGCACGUGGAACUUCCACGAGAAUGACAAUCACUUAUCCGCGUCCGAGCCGAAACUUCGACCGAAGUACUCGAAUCCAGACCUGCAAUCGCAGCGCCGUCUCCGCGCCUUUCAAACAGAGAUGGAGGCGCGCUUGCCCAACCACAACAGCUCGCAUACAUCAAACGAAGCCGCAACGCUGAUGUCUCCAAGAGCACAUGAAUUCACUCAAAAUCCUUUCCACUUCACCCUGGAGGAAGCAUUCGGCUCUCCCCCGCCAGUUCAGGCUGGCCGAAUGCUUGAUUCUAAAAAAGAGGGUUCAAGUCAGAAUUGGGAAGUCCAAAGAUGCAGUACGCCAAACCCUACGGACAUCGACCCCCGGAGCCCGCCGCAAUCGGGCGUAAGCCCCAUCACAAGGAACAUUUGGGAUGUCCUAUGA
Molecule: messenger RNA, 3015 nt
Organism: Lasiodiplodia theobromae
Lineage: Eukaryota; Fungi; Ascomycota; Dothideomycetes; Botryosphaeriales; Botryosphaeriaceae
Product: Dual specificity phosphatase
Exons: 1
Coding region: 1-3015 (1004 amino acids)
Biological process (GO): negative regulation of MAPK cascade; protein dephosphorylation
Cellular component (GO): nucleus; cytosol; cytoplasm
Molecular function (GO): protein tyrosine/threonine phosphatase activity; MAP kinase tyrosine/serine/threonine phosphatase activity
Source: RefSeq, a predicted model, not a curated record